Molecule: messenger RNA, 2759 nt
Organism: Ylistrum balloti
Lineage: Eukaryota; Metazoa; Mollusca; Bivalvia; Pectinida; Pectinidae
Product: glutamic acid-rich protein-like
Exons: 6
Coding region: 85-2691 (868 amino acids)
Biological process (GO): nucleosome assembly; regulation of DNA-templated transcription
Cellular component (GO): nucleolus
Molecular function (GO): histone binding; DNA binding
Source: RefSeq, a predicted model, not a curated record
UAGAAAGAAGCGUUUUCGUAGUGGUGUCCUCCGGACCCGUCUCAGGAUAAGGAUACUUUGAAAAAGUUGACCUUUUUAUGUAUUAUGGACUUUACUAAAUUAAUAUCCAUUGCGGCCCAAAAACAGCAACAUGCUGAAAAACAGCUUCCAUCCACAAAGAUGUAUUCCACUGAGUUGCCUGCACCACAGAAAAGGAAAAAGGAAGAAAAGGAAAAAUCUGAAGUCUUAAAAAAAUUAUUAAAGGAAAAAGAAGCAGAGAAAAGAAGAAAAGAUCUUGAGAGACAGAAACGGAAAGAAGCAGAAAGAAAACUGCGUGAGGAGGAAGAGAAAAGUAAAAGAUUUAGAAUACCCAAAGUUUCUAGGUCAUCAGAUUCCAGUGCACCAAGCUCAAGUGACAAUUGCCAAAGUAAAUCUGAGAGUAAAUCUAGCCAGAAGCCAUCUUCUGGAGUUUCCAAGAAUACCUCAUCUGGUGAUAAAAAAUGUCACAUAAAACCUGAAAGUAGCAAAUCAACAGAGAAAGUGAUGAAUCACAGUAACUCUACAAAGUCAGAUUCUUCACAUAAAUCUUUAAAGGAGUCAAGGGAGAAACAUAAAGAUACUUCUAGUCAUAAAGACCAUCCACACAAAGUGUCAGACUCAAAUAAGAAAUCGCACAGUUCUUCAUCAUCAAAAGACAAACCAAGUUCUAAAGAUAAAGUAAGUUCAAAAGAUUGUUCAAGGGAAAAAUCUACUUCAAAAGACAAUUCAAAGGAAAAAUCUAGUUCAAAAGACAGUUCAAAGGAAAAAUCUAGUUCAAAAGACAGUUCAAAGGAAAAAUCUAGUUCAAAAGACAGUUCUCGAGAUAAAACUCAUAAAGAAUCAAACUCCAAAGACAAAACACAGAAAGUUUCAUCUUCAAAAGAAAGUUCAGAAAACGGUAAGUCAGUUAAUUCAGUUGUUAGAGAAAGUGAACACAUUCCGGAGUUCAGUAAUCGUGAACAGGAAGCCACUAGAUGGACUAGUAAACUGUCAACAGAGGAACAGCUUCGUAUCAGAGUGGAGUUUGAACGUAAAAAAGCUAGGUUAAAGGAGUCACUUAAUAAACAAAAAGACGAAAGGAUACGCAUUUCAGAAGGGAAACAGCCGGUGUUUUCUAAAGUUCCUCCAGAUGAGGCCAAAAAGAAAGCCAAAGCAGAAGCUGAGGCUGAGAGAAGACAAAAGAAAAUUGAAGAACGACGUCUGAAGAAUGAACAGGAGAUAGAACGAAUAAUGCAAGCAGAUGAGAAGACUGAUAAAUCCAAUCAGAAAUCUUUAAAACAUUCCACAGAAAAGGGAGAUAAAUCUAACGGAAAAAUGGCCAAACACCGGCCUCUAAAUCUGAACAAAAAUAAAGCACCACCAAAAAUGAAUUUCCAGGAUAUCCUCAAACUUGCUCAAGCAAAAGCUCAAGAUCCUGUGGCAGCAGUUGUGCCAAAGAAAGCUGAACCAGUGAAAGAGCACCGUCCAAUGACACAGGAAGAAAAGGACAGACAGGAACGGAAACAUUCAAAGGAGUACAAGGAUUGGUACAAAUACGGUAACGCAAAGCCUGUGGCUGGACAUAGUGCUCCUGAGCAGAGGAGACCAGAUUCAUUCCAUCCAUCUAAAAGUGAACAAACAGAAAGGAAAACAGACUCACCAAAACGUAGUGAUUCAACUAAGAAUGAUAGAGCUACGUCAUCAGGGAAGAAACCCGGUCUGUCAGUGGCAGUGGAUCGGAAACUUGGUAUAAAUAAAACUUUAACAAAUGACAGAGUAAAACAAAAUGGCCAUCUACAAAAGUCUUCACCAUCUGUCAAUAAUCCAGCUCAUAUUAAAAACAGGGCUUCUCUGGAAAUUUCCAAAAAAAGACAAUCUUCAGACAUGUUCUCGGAGAAGGAUGCUCUUAACUUUGCCAAAAAACGGCAUUCUCUAGAUACAUUAAAAUCAUCUCAGGUAAAAUCUAAUCAUGUUACAGGUGCCAAGUCAAAUAAUUUGAACAAGAGUGUAGGCUCAAGGAGUGAAAAACAGGAUUUAAAAUCUAACCGUGUUCCUGGUGCUAAGUCAAAUAAUUUGAACAAGAGUGUAGGUUCUAGGAGUGACAAACAGAAUUCAAGUUCUGGUGAUCUUUCGAAAAAGAGGAAACUAGAAAUGCCAUCUGGUGGGAGAAAUCCACACAGUGAACAUAAAAAACCAAAGACAAGUGAAAGUCGCUAUGAUAUUACCAAUGAGAAUGUAUUGGUGUGUGGACCAUCCAGUAGUAAGUCAAAACGAGAAAGGUCACCUCCGCCGAAACCGGCAUCCUCUAACCCAUGGGAUAGGAUUUAUAAUCAAAUGAAGAAAGACAACCCCAAACCAGUGAAGAAGAAAAAACAAGUAAUAGAAGAUGAUUCUGAUGAUCUUGAUGAGGAUUUGGAUGGAUUUAUCGAUAAUGAUGACGACUUCAUCGACGACGACAUGGACAUGGACUAUUCCAAGCACAUCAGGGAGAUCUUCGGCUAUGAUAAAUCCAAGUAUCGCUAUGAGAGUGAUUACGAAAUAAGUAAUAUGGAGUCAAACUUCAGAGAACAAAUGAAAGAAGAAGCCAGAAGUGCCAGACUUGGUUUACAAGAAGAUUUAGAGGACAUACGGAAGGAAGAAGAGGAACUCAAACGCAAAGCACUCGCCAAAAAGAAAAAAGGAAAGAGUCGAUAGUAACCAUUCAACAGAGAGUAGUCUACUGGGCUUUUCUUAUGCAGAACUUUUUAUUUAUUUUUUUUAAU